AUGUCUACCACUCGCCAGUUCGACCCCAACUUCACUCCCUAUGUGAUCAACUCCAUGGGACCUAAGACCCCCGAGCGCACUCGUGUGCUCCUGGGCUCUCUUAUCAAGCACAUCCACGAGUUCGCUCGUGAGGUCGAGCUCACCCCCGCCGAAUGGAUGCUGGGUGUCGAGUUCAUCAACUCCAUCGGCAAGAUCAGCACUCCCGUCCGUAACGAGUGCCACCGUAUCUGCGAUGUGAUCGGUCUGGAAUCCCUCGUCGAUGAGAUCGCCAACAAGAUCGUCACCGAAGACGGUGUCUCCCCUACCUCCAACGUCAUCCUUGGUCCCUUCUGGUCUCCCAACGCUCCUUUCCGCGCGCUCGGCGACAGCAUCAUCCAGGACCCCAACCCUAACGGCAAGGUCACCUACAUGCACGGUAUCAUCAAGGAUAUGGAGACCGGCAAGCCCAUUGAGGGCGCCGUCCUCGAUAUCUGGCAAGCCUCCGCCAACGGCCAGUACGACUUCCAGGACCCCAACCAGACCGAGAACAACCUGCGUGGCAAGUUCCGUUCCAACGAGAAGGGCGAGUUCUGGUGGUACUGCUACCACCCCACCCCUUACUCUCUCCCCACCGACGGCCCCGCCGGUGUGCUCCUUAACCUCAUGGACCGCUCCCCCAUGCGUCCCGCUCACAUCCAUCUCAUGAUCACCCACCCCGACUACGCCACCGUCAUCAACCAGAUCUACCCCAGCGACGACCCUCAUCUUGACAUUGACUCCGUCUUCGCCGUCAAGGACGACCUCGUUGUGGACUUCAAGCCCAAGACCGACGACCCCAAGGCCCACCUCGACCUUGAGUACAACGUCAACAUGGCUCUCAAGAAGCACCACCCCAACCCCAACUCCGCGCCCCCUGUCUCCUCCUUCGAGCGCUUCAACAAGAAGGAGGGCAAGCUGUAA
Molecule: messenger RNA, 939 nt
Organism: Aspergillus bombycis
Lineage: Eukaryota; Fungi; Ascomycota; Eurotiomycetes; Eurotiales; Aspergillaceae
Product: putative catechol dioxygenase
Exons: 2
Coding region: 1-939 (312 amino acids)
Biological process (GO): catechol-containing compound metabolic process
Molecular function (GO): ferric iron binding; catechol 1,2-dioxygenase activity
Source: RefSeq, a predicted model, not a curated record